CCUUCGCUUGUAUCAAAUGCCAAUCGUCGUCCUAAUCAAAUGUUUAACUUUUGACUUUUCUUUCCCCACCCGAAUCUAUGCUUGGCAUCCAUUAAAUGGAUCAAAGACGCCAUGAUUAUAUAACAUGGAAGCCGGCUCAGAAUAUUGCCCCAAAUCCUAUCAGUGAAACUCCGUCUUGGGAAGCUUCAUCUUCAUGGCUUAUUGCAGCUUUCCUGAUGUGUUUCGCUGGAUUCAUGCCCUUCCACCUCUCUCAGAAUGGACCACGGACUUCUCCAUGUCCAUAUGUUCUUCAACCUCAUCGUCCCAACCAUCUCUCAGUCUUGCCAUGUCCAGAAAUCCCCAAUCCCCGAAACUGUGUUUCGCUAGUCUCAUUGCCGACUUCAGCAUCCCUAUUUCCCUCUGGACUUCAAAACCUAUCAAGGCCAUCAAGCUGUCAGAUGAUGAGACCAUAUCCAAACUCCUCGUCAAUUUCAUAGAAGAUGUCCUUCGCUAUGGCUCCAACAAGUAUAGCCCCUUUAUAAAAUUCGUCAAGAUUGAUUCCAUCUCCAAAUUUCCGGACAUUUUCAAUCUCGCAUUUCUCACUCUUUUGUUCCUAGUUUGCAUAUACGAGGCUCCUUCAGAUCUCCGUUCUGGGUGUCUAAGCACUAUCAAACGACACUUGACAGGUUGUGACUCGCGACAAGCUUCCAAGUUGCUGAUGAAACUGUUAGGGUCAAACCUGGAAGAACAGUGGAUGCGAUCUUUGAACUUGGCAAUUACUAACUGGAUUGCGGAACUGCAAGCAGCACAUCAAUAUCACGGCUCGUUUAAAACACCGUCUCCUCUAUUUUCUUACGCUUUUUCGACGUCUGGGUUAUGGAAAGUUCAGUUGUACUGUCCUAUCAUAAGCAUGGACGUGGAUAAUUCAAACAACAGGCCAGCAGAUGACGAGAGACUUCAAUUCUCUCUCAAAUAUCACCAAAUCGAAGGCGUUUUCCAGUUCAAUUACAAAGUAAUAGUCAAAGAGAAGUGGGUUGAAAUCAUGGUCAACAUCGACAACAUAAGGUGCGAUGUGGUGAAACUGGUGAACGAGACCCUGAUGAGAGAGCGGGGCGCCGGAGCAGGCGAGAAACAUUUCCCUUCAAGAAUAUUUCUGCAGGUGACACCCACACUGCAAAACCAGGUGCUGAGCGUGUCAGUCGCAAAAUCCUCAGAGAACCCACGAAGAGAGGUCGGCAUAGACAAGAGCAUUGAAGCCUCCUUCGAGCCUCCCAAUCCCUACCUGGGUUUAAAAGUAUCAGCCGGCGAAUCCACAACCGUGAGUCUGAAGCCUUGGAAAUUCGAGCAAUCAGUGUACGGCUACAGCGCUAAUUUGAAUUGGUUCCUUCACGACAGCGUGGACGGCAAGGAAGUCUUCUCGUCCAGGCCUUCCAAGGUUGAAUUGAUGAACCCCAGGUCGUGGUUCAAAGACCGUUACUCCAGUGCCUACCGUCCUUUCACACGCCAAGGAGGGAUUAUAUUUGCGGGCGACCAGUACGGAGAGAGCGUGCGGUGGAAAGUCGACAGAGCCGCCGCGGGGAAGACCAUGGAGUGGGAGAUAAGGGGCUGGCUGUGGCUAACCUAUUGGCCAAACAAACACAAGACUUUCCACAGCGAAACUAGGAGGCUGCAGUUUCGAGAGGCGGUCCUUCUCAAUGUUGCGUAGCUUUCAAGCGUGUCUAUCUUGGUCUUGUAUUAGGCAUUCGCACUUAGCAGAUCUCAAAAAUGGGAACAUCAUUAAUUAAUUUCUGCAUGGUCCAGUUAAUUGUCAUA
Messenger RNA from Prosopis cineraria, 1791 nucleotides. RefSeq lists its product as uncharacterized. Lineage: Eukaryota; Viridiplantae; Streptophyta; Magnoliopsida; Fabales; Fabaceae. The record is from RefSeq and is a predicted model, not a curated record. The transcript has 2 exons. Bases 194 to 1684 code for a protein of 496 amino acids.